AACUCAAGAUCUUAUCCGAUAAUGUUGGCCAGCUCGCAAGUAAAGUCGCCGGUGUAUGUGGCAUUCGUGGCAUUGGUGCUACUGGGCGCCACCUUACAGCAGUGCCAGGCCGAAGCGUCAGAGUUUGAGACUAAUGGACGUAUUAAUAAGCGUGGUCCUACCGUUGGUCUGUUUGCGUUUCCUCGCGUCGGACGGAGCGAUCCGGAGAUGACUCUCGACUGGGAAUCGUCCGCCAUGCUACCAUUGGAGACUGGCGAAGAUUACGAAGAUUACCCAAUGAAGGAGAUGAAGCGACAGGGUUUGGUACCUUUCCCGCGCGUAGGCCGCUCGGGUAAGUCGGAGUUGGCGAUGGCCGCCGCCCGUUACUGGCAGGCUGCCCACAACCUUCAGCAGCAGCAGCAGAGCAUCGUCAAGCGUGCCGGAGGUUCGGGAGCAAACAGUGGCAUGUGGUUCGGACCGCGGCUGGGCAAACGAGGACGCUUCGGUGCCGUACCGGUGUCGAGCGGUAGCAGCGAACAGCAGCUGGUAAAAGGUGAACAGUUGUAA
This is a messenger RNA of Anopheles maculipalpis, 546 nucleotides long. RefSeq names its product cardio acceleratory peptide 2b (gene Capa). Gene Ontology annotation, biological process: neuropeptide signaling pathway. The record is from RefSeq and is a predicted model, not a curated record. The transcript is spliced from 3 exons. NCBI's taxonomy places the organism in Eukaryota, Metazoa, Arthropoda, Insecta, Diptera, Culicidae. The coding region runs from base 22 to 546 and encodes 174 amino acids. Gene Ontology annotation, molecular function: neuropeptide hormone activity.